AUGGUUGCCGUUGCUGUCCCUGCCACAGCGGCCCUUUCGGUCGGCGGUGCAUCUUUCCGUCCAAUUCCUGCCGAUCUGUCCACUCCAGUUCAACAGCGUCUUGCUUACGCUGGUCCAGACUCCAUGUCCGUGGGAUGGAACACUUAUGCAAGGCAAGAUCAAAGCUGUGUCACAUACGGGACAUCGAGCAGCAGUCUACCGUGGCAGGCUUGUUCUUCCAACUCGCAGACGUAUGCUACGUCCAGAACGUGGUACAACACCGUCACACUCACGGGACUGAAGCCUGCCACGACUUACUACUACAAGAUCGUCUCUGGCAACUCAAGCGUGGAGCACUUUGUCUCGCCUCGUACCGCCGGCGAUUUGACUCCGUUCAACAUGGACGUUGUCAUCGACCUUGGCGUAUACGGAGAAGACGGCUUUACGACCAAAAAAAGGGAUUCGAUUCCAACGAUCGACCCUGCUCUCGAACACUCCACCAUUGGCCGGCUUGUAACCACCAUCGACGACUACGAACUGGUCAUCCAUCCGGGAGACUUCGCCUAUGCCGACGAUUGGUAUCUCAAAACCAAGAACGCUUUGGAUGGCGAAGCUGCGUACGAAGCCAUCCUCGAAAACUUCUACGACCAACUCGCCCCUAUUGCAGGCAGGAAAGCAUACAUGGCAUCUCCUGGAAACCACGAAGCCGCUUGCCAAGAGAUCCCCAACACCAGCGGUCUUUGUCCCGAAGGUCAGAAGAACUUCACUGACUUCAUGGUCCGCUUCGGCAACAACAUGCCCGCCGGCUUUCCCUCCACCUCGAACAACAGCGAUGCUCAGGCCAAUGCUACAAGAGCAAAAACCCUCGCUGUCCCGCCAUUCUGGUACUCCUUCGAAUACGGCAUGGUGCACGUCGUCAUGUUCAAUACCGAGACCGACUUUCCCAACGCUCCCUCUGGGCAGGGCGGCAGUGCUGGUCUCAACGGUGGACCUUUCGGCGUUCCAGGUCAGCAACUCGCAUGGCUUGAAGCAGACCUCGCAUCCGUUGACCGAAGCAUCACGCCCUGGGUCGUCGCCGCUGGUCAUCGUCCUUGGUACUCUACCGGCGCCGAUCCACCAGACUUGAACAUCUGCGCUCCCUGCCAAGCUGCCUUCGAAGAUCUGUUCUACAAAUACGGAGUCGACAUCGGCGUCUUCGGGCAUGUCCACAACUCCCAACGAUUCCUACCAGUCUACAAUAACACCGCCGAUCCAGCUGGUAUGAACGACCCCAAAGCUCCAAUGUACAUCGUUGCUGGCGGUGCGGGAAAUAUCGAGGGCUUGUCGAGUGUUGGUAAGAAUUAUUCGACGAACGUCUUUGCGUAUGCGGAUGACUUCAGCUAUGCGGCGUUGAAGUUCAAGGAUGCACAGCAUCUGGGUGUGGGCUUUAUCAAUAGUCGGACGGGAGAGGUUGUCGAUAGCAGUACGCUGUACAAGGCGCACAUUACUUCGUUUGUGAGGCAGAGCUAG
This is a messenger RNA of Zymoseptoria tritici IPO323, 1488 nucleotides long. RefSeq lists its product as uncharacterized. NCBI's taxonomy places the organism in Eukaryota, Fungi, Ascomycota, Dothideomycetes, Mycosphaerellales, Mycosphaerellaceae. Gene Ontology annotation, molecular function: metal ion binding; acid phosphatase activity. The transcript is spliced from 2 exons. The record is from RefSeq and is a predicted model, not a curated record. Bases 1 to 1488 code for a protein of 495 amino acids.